Messenger RNA from Solea solea (common sole), 1947 nucleotides. It is a transcript of the gene ubald2, whose product is annotated as UBA-like domain containing 2. The coding region runs from base 18 to 551 and encodes 177 amino acids. Gene Ontology annotation, molecular function: protein binding. Lineage: Eukaryota; Metazoa; Chordata; Actinopteri; Pleuronectiformes; Soleidae. The transcript has 3 exons. The record is from RefSeq and is a predicted model, not a curated record.
UCAGUGUUGGAGUGAACAUGUCGGUGAACAUGGACGAACUGCGCCACCAGGUCAUGAUUAACCAGUUUGUUUUGACCGCGGGCUGCGCCGCAGAUCAGGCCAAGCAGCUGCUCCAGGCGGCGCACUGGCAGUUCGAGACGGCUUUAAGUUCCUUCUUCCAGGAGGUGAACAUUCCCACUCACCACCACCAGAUGAUGUGUACUCCGAGAAACACGCCCGCCACGCCUCCUAACUUCCCCGACGCCAUCACAAUGUUUUCCAAACUCCGGGCGUCGGAGUGCAGUUCCAGCGCCGGCAGUGGCCCCGCCCAGGCGUCCACGGCCUGCUCCCCCCCAGUCCCUUCAUCCACGUCAGGUUUUGGUUCAUUCUGGGCUUCCUCACCACCUGGCAAUCAGUCAGUCUGGAUGCCGCCGCCGCCGCCACCUUCUGGCCACCACAUGCAUCACCACCACUACCACAUGCAGCAGACUCCCAUCAUGUGGCCGCCUGUCUCUCAGCCCGGCGGCCCCCAGCAGUCCCCCGUCGUGUCCGCGCUCCACAGUCAGAGAUGAGACUGGUGCAUGGGCGGGUGGCGAGGGGCGGAGCCAGGCAGCGGGUUCAAGUGGAGCGAAUGAGUUAUGGAUUCAGAAGGACAAAGUGGUGGUGGGUCAUCAUGGUGUGGGAGGAGUUUCACGUGUGGAACAAGAGGAAGAGACAAGGACACUGCGGUCAGAAGACGAGCACGUGGACAGACCUUUGAACCUUGAGGGGACGGACUCGGGUCCAGAGCACUGAAUGAGGUGCUUACAGAGUCUGAGUUUAUGCGUGGAGGACAAAAUCGCCUGAUUCCGCCUCUGUAGGUGGCGCUGUAUCUCUCCAUAAACUAGUGUUUAUUGAAUCAGUUUAUGUGACAGAAAAACAAACAGUGGACAGUGAGAUUAAGAGACAUUAAGAAAAGUGAAUUAUUGUCUUAAAGUCUGUCUAAAAUUGGACUUUGAACAUGAAUGUAAACACUGAGUGUCGCAGAAAUAAAGCGGAGGUGCAUCAUGGGAUCCAUGUUGCCAAGUGCGACUGACGUGGUAUUCGAGUCUACUGAUACUGACUUUACUGUAAAUGUUACGAUGUGAACGCACCUGUGAGCGCUCUGAAAACAUACAGUGGUGUUACACGAGACCAUUCAGGUUGUCUGGGCACGUGUGUGUGUACGAGUUUGUUUUUCUUUCUUGUCCACGACAGACUAGUCGUGGACAAUAAUAAAACCAAUCAGGAAAUUGUAUCGUUGUUUUCUAUGGUUUAAAAAAUGCAGAAAAAAAGUUUUUCAGUUUAGUGUGGAUGGCAGGCAAACCUUUUUUUUUAAAGAAAACAUUUUCAGUUUAGUGUGGAUGGCAGGCAAACCUUUUUUUUUAAAGAAAACAUUUUCAGUUUAGUGUGGACGGCAGGCAAACCUUUUUUUUAAAGAAAACAUUUUCAGUUUAGUGUGGAUGGCAGGCAAACCUUUUUCAAAGAAAACAUUUUCAGUUUAGUGUGGAUGGCAGGCAAACCUUUUUCAAGGAAAACAUUUUCAGUUUAGUGUGGAUGGCAGGCAAACCUUUUUCAAAGAAAACAUUUUCAGUUUAGUGUGGAUGGCAGGCAAACCUUUUUCAAGGAAAACAUUUUCAGUUUAGUGUGGAUGACAGGCAAACCUUUUCUUUAAAGAAAACAUUUUCAGUUUAGUGUGGACGGCAGGCAAACCUUUUUUAAAAGAAAACAUUUUCAGUUUAGUGUGGACGGCAGGCAAACCUUUUUUGAAAACAAAAGGUAGUGUGGAUGUGUCGGCAGGUGUUUUCAGUCAGAGAGAGGCAGAGCUCUUUUUUUUUUUUACAGAAAUAUGUUGCUUUUUAAAGAUUCACAGAUUUAUGGUCUGAAUGUCAUGGGCAGAUAAAAGACACUGAUGUUUAUCCGAGCUUAAAUUAAAGGUUAUUGCAUACA